Molecule: messenger RNA, 987 nt
Organism: Talaromyces proteolyticus
Lineage: Eukaryota; Fungi; Ascomycota; Eurotiomycetes; Eurotiales; Trichocomaceae
Exons: 3
Coding region: 118-987 (289 amino acids)
Source: RefSeq, a predicted model, not a curated record
UAUAUGCUCAAUAAUAUUUAUUAAUUCUAUUAAAAUUUCCGAUAAACACAAGAACUCGCACGAGGUCCACGACAUCGUAUCAAUUCCCCCCUUGCAGAAAUAUCAUAAUCAACCAACAUGGCCGGUAAACUCACAUGGCUCGUGACUGGCUGCUCCUCCGGCCUGGGAGAAGCUCUGGCUCUGGCAAUUCUCGCUGCUGGCGACAAUGUUAUUGCAACUGCACGAUCUGGACAAGAUAGUGCGUUCGAACGGCUAGCUCCCCUCAAGGAAGUUGGGAUAGCAAUAAUGGAAAUCAACGUGACCGCCCCAGUUGACGUCCUCAAUGCCAAAGUUAAGGAGGCUUGGUCGAUCACCGGGCAGAUCGACGUGUUGAUCAACAAUGCAGCAUACAUCGACGCGGGUGUUAUAGAAGAAAUCGACGAACCGUUUAUCACCAACGCCCUCCGUAAUAAUGUUUUUGGUCCAUUGAACCUGACCAGGGCCUUACUUCCUUACAUGCGUGUCUGCCAAUCCGGAACUAUUCUCUUCAUGUCUUCCGUGGGGGCUUACUAUGGAGCGCCUGGUGCCAGUGCGUACUCCGGGUCCAAGGGCCUUCUUGAGGGUCUUGUGCCAAAUCUGGCCCUUGAGAUCCAGCCAUUUGGCCUUAGAACCUGCCUAGUCACGCCAGGAUAUUACCGUACCCAAGUCAUUAGACCUGGAAACAUACUUUACCGUGCUCCCAAUCACUUGCCAGAGUAUGCCGAGAUGAAUAAACUAAUUGAAGCGGGCUGCAAUGCUGCAGAUGGUAACCAGCCAGGGGAUCCCCGGAAGGCUGCCGCUCUGAUUGUUGAAGCAGUUCAAGGCGAGGGACGUUGUGCGAACAAGCAGCUACCAGAAAGACUGCCUUUGGGGCCAGAUGCCUUCAAGGCAAUAAGGGCAAAUUGUGAGGCAAAAUUAAAGAUUUGUGACGAGUGGGAGAGCAGUAGGGUCGGUCUGGAAGGAAUUUAA